CUGAGGUUUAGAGAUUAGCGUUUAAUCUGAGGAACUGGGAGCGAGAGUGUGAUUGGAAGUUACUGCUAGCCAUAUGGUUAGCUCGAGUGGGAGGGUUGCUCGCACAGUCGCUGUUGUCACACGACAGGACAUAUGUUUAUUAAGACAAACCGGCGGCGCUCGGGACGUUAUUAUUAUUAUUAUUAUUAUUAUUAUUAUUAUUUUGAACUCUCUUAUGAGUGUGUAGCGAAACUGGCCAGUUGACGUUCUGACUCUUAAUAGUGGAAAAUCGGAUUAACAUUCAAGAUUGCGCACCAAACCCUAAUCAUCUUGUGUCGCUGGCUCCCGUUGCUGCGAGCUGAAGAUAUCAGAUAGAGAAAGGCUGUUAGCUAGAUUGGUCAAUGCAAGUUGGAAAAGACCGAGACCGGGUUCUAUUGUAGUAGUUUAUCAGCACGGAUCGGCGAUUGUUUUAUAUUUCUGUUAGCAAGGGAAGGCAAUCCUGUUGGUGUCUGCGGACGAUGGCCAGAUUUUCGUGUUAAUAUGCUGCCCUGUGACCAGAGUAGCCAGCUGUUGUUCGGGUUGGACUAAAUUAGCUGUAUCGGAGAGUUAUAAUUGUCUGGCGAUCCGAAUUUGAACAGAUUUCAGACCCAUCGGAGUAGCUGGCUACUUAGAGACCUCCUCUUGCCCUGACUGGCACAAGCAAACACUGCCUAAUAAAUCCUGACUGAACUGUGCGAAGAUGUCGGCUAAAGAACCGAAAGAAAAACUGUCGACCACUGAACGAAUCAUUAAAACAGUGCCACUGCCCCCUCACCAGCGGCUGACAAUAAAGGACCUAUUUGUGGAUGGCAAGCCCAAUGCUGAGCUGCUGAAAAACCAUUUGGUCAAAGAGGGACGUGUGGAGGAGGAAGUAGCUCUGCGCAUCAUAAACGACGGUGCCAACAUCCUCAGGCAGGAGAAGUGCAUGGUAGAGGUGGAGGCACCAAUCACUGUAUGUGGUGAUGUCCAUGGACAGUUCUUUGACCUCAUGAAGCUUUUUGAAGUUGGUGGCUCCCCUGACAACACACGCUAUCUGUUCCUGGGUGAUUAUGUAGACAGAGGAUACUUCAGUAUUGAGUGUGUGCUAUUCCUGUGGACACUGAAGAUCAACCACCCCAACACUCUCUUCCUCCUCAGAGGCAACCACGAGUGUCGGCACCUCACAGAAUACUUCACCUUCAAACAGGAAUGUAAAAUAAAGUAUUCAGAAAGAGUUUAUGAUGCAUGUAUGGAGGCUUUUGACUGCUUGCCCCUUGCAGCUCUUCUGAACCAGCAGUUCCUCUGUGUACACGGUGGCCUCUCACCAGAAAUCAACUGCUUAGACGACAUUAGGAAAUUAGACAGGUUUAAGGAGCCCCCGGCAUUUGGGCCUAUGUGUGAUUUGAUCUGGGCUGAUCCAGGGGAGGACUAUGGCAGUGAGAAGACAGCAGAGCACUUUAACCACAACUCAGUCAGAGGCUGCUCCUAUUUUUUCAGUUACGCAGCAGUCUGUGACUUUUUGACAAACAAUAACUUGUUGUCUGUAAUUAGAGCACAUGAAGCACAAGACGCUGGGUACAGGAUGUAUAGGAAAAGUCAGACAACAGGCUUCCCUUCAUUAAUUACCAUCUUCUCAGCACCAAAUUACCUAGAUGUAUAUAACAACAAAGCCGCUGUAUUGAAAUAUGAAAACAACGUUAUGAACAUUAGACAGUUCAACUGCUCACCUCAUCCGUACUGGUUACCCAACUUUAUGGAUGUGUUUACAUGGUCACUGCCCUUUGUGGGUGAGAAAGUAACAGAGAUGUUGGUAAACGUGCUAAACAUCUGCUCUGAUGAUGAACUCAUGUCAGAGGGUGAUGACUUAUGUGAAGGUGGAACUCCAGCUGUCCGAAAGGAAGUGAUCAGAAAUAAGAUCCGUGCCAUCGGCAAAAUGGCCAGAGUCUUCUCUGUGCUCAGGGAAGAGAGCGAGAGUGUACUGACCCUCAAAGGGCUCACCCCAACCGGAACGCUACCUCUAGGAGUGUUGUCUGGAGGCAAGCAGACCUUACAGAGUGCCGCCAUAGAAGCAAAGGAGGGUCGAGCCAUCCAAGGCUUCUCUCCUACACGGAAGAUCCGCAACUUUGAAGAAGCUCGUGGCCUGGACCGGAUAAACGAAAGGAUGCCUCCUCGGAAGGACGGCCAACAACCCGACGGUACCACAGUUAACGCUGCCAAUGAAAAAAAUGGCACUGACGGGAAGGCGUAAGGAAAUAUUUUGCACUUUUCCUCUCCUCCAUAGCAUGUCCUCUUUCUCUGCCACGUUUUCCAUGAGACAGUCCCCUCAACUGCCGGAUCCUGCAGAGGAGGGCCUGGGAUGUGGAGAGAAACCAUUCCACAAAGAGAAAGAGAGAAAUCUCCUACAACUGAGUACAAACAUGAGAAUUUAUUUAUUUAAUGAAAUGUAUUAGAUGUACUUGAUAGCAACAUUUUAAAGAAAAGUGAACAUUUAAAAGGUAAACAGUCAUGAUGUGUCAAAUUUAAACACAACAGCAACUUUGUAACUUGAGGUAAGAUAUGUGGGUUACAGGUGCUGUACAGAUCAGAUCUCAUUAAUACCAGUUUUCUAAUAUUGUAUGUCAUAAUGUAUUUGGAAAGGGGAUUGUUUGAUUGGAUAUACUUACAUGUGGUAUCAACGCUUACGUCCGUAAGAGAUUUAUUAAGAGAAAACAAACCUUUAAGUAAGUAAGUUAUGGUUGUUGAAAAAGAUUUUAUAUCUAUGAAAUUAAAACUAUAAACUCUUUAAUAUUAUUCCAUAUCUCUUCAAUUUUGUUUGAGUAAAAUUAAGACUAGAUGAAAAUAUUAGCUGCUUUGGGUUCCAUUUGUUUCAACAUUACAAACUAGCUUGUAUAUUUGUUUUGCCAGGUAACGCAGCACGUUUUUAACAGCAAUUCUAAAUAGAAUGUUUUUGAUUCUGCUUGUGUGAGUGAAAAAAAAAAAAAAAAAAAAUGAUGAAAGAAAAAAGGAUAAAACAAGUUCUAUGAAAACACUGUCAUUAACUUUCUUAAAGCUGUAUUGAAAGUUGUAUCUAUAGCUAUUAUUCGGCAGAGACGUCAAGACAAGCAUUGACUCCCUCUUCCUCCAUUCUUUCUUUUGCCACACUUAUCUUUUUGCUAUUUGUUGGAAAGAUGAUAGAUGAGAUUUAUAAUGUCAUGCAACAAACCUGUCAUAUAUACUGUAGAAUCUAUUAGCAUGUCUAUAAUUUUAUGUAUAGAUUUAACAGCCAAUGUGGGACUUUUUGGAAACUUGAAGUUGCUUUGAUCUAUUCGCUCAAAAGCCAAAGUCUUAUAGUCAACAUGAUAAUUGGUUUAUUAAUUUUAGCUGUAAUGAGUUAGCUGCUAGAGUGCAAAUGUACCCUAUUCAGGGCAAUGAUGGGGAGGUAAUGGCCUGGGUCUAUUUUCCCAUUAAGAAUGUCCUUCAUGCUAUCACCCAGUCUUUUGCUGGGAACAGGAACGUGAGCAGUGAGCUGGGAUGUACAGACUGCCUAUACAGACUAUCGUUUUCAACUGGUUUGUGCGUGAGACAUUAACGAAGCAUGUUAAACCUGAUUUUAAAAAAAAUGUCAAACUGACUUUGUGGUUUGAGCUGUAACACUAUGUGAGGUAUUGUGUGAGAUACUUUUUUAACGUGGUUGCUUGUUUUAACUGAGGUUUAGGGAAAGUUAUGGUAUGUCUCCAUCUAGUGUUUAACUAAAGAAUGGUCAAAGACUUCCCUCUGUCUCUCUCAAGGGUCUACAGGGGAAUAGCAUUAAUAAGCCUCAUAUGUGGUGGUCUUUAUUCAUUUUAACAAGCAGAAAUCUGUUAGCAGCAUGUUUAUGUGGUUUUAAAGCUGGUUUGAUCAUGAUUGCCAUGAUGUUGAAUGUCUGAUGCUAUGCACAUGAGCAAUCACCCCAUUUUCUGGGUCAUACUGUAUCUUUAUAUACUUACCGAAUCCCUCAUUUGCCAUGGUGUUUUCUGAAAGGAUUUGAAAGUGUUAAAUGUAAUAUUUUAAACAAUAGUUAAUUUUGUAAUAUGUUUCAGUGGUUUAUUGAGACCAGUUAAGUUUUUCUCUCUUUUAUUUUUUUAUGAAAUUGUUUUUUUUUUUUUUUUUUUUUUUUUAUAUAUAUAUUGGACAAUUUCUUCACACAAGACGGAUUUGAAAGUGGUAACUUUUAAAUUUAAAUCUGAAUUCAAAUCUAAUAUUAUGAUCAAAUCUUGUGCUCAUUUCAAGUUCCAUUUUAGAUGGAUGUACUCACAGCUUUUAACUGAGAGAAAUAAACGUGGAAUUCCUUUGCAGCCUAACAUUUUCUUUACGUGUGAGUGCAAACUGGUUUGCAAGAUCAAAUUAGUGUGGUAUGUUUGUGAACAUUAAAGGGAAAUUUGUGUGCACUAUAGAUGUAAGUCUCCCUAGUGUCAUGCAUGAUGUUGCUACAUUGAUUUGCAUGUAUUUCCACUGGUACACUGGUAUGAAUAGUUCACCCAAAAAUGAAAAUUCUCUCAAAUUUUACUCACCCUCAUGCCAUAUGUGUAUGACUACUUCUGCUGAACUCAAACGAAGAUUUUUGGAAAAAUAUCUCCGAAUAUCUCCAUGUCUUCAGAAUUGAUAUGAUAGGUGUGGUUGAGAAACAGAUCAAUAUUUAAGUCCCUUUUUACUAUCAAUCUCCACUUUCACUUUCUUCUUUUGUUUUUGCCAAUUUGCAUCAGUGUUAUUAUAGUUUUGAAUUUUGAAUUUAGUUUUUAUUUGUAUUUUAUAUUCAAUUUGUCAUUACAAUUUAGUUUUGUUAGUUUUCACAGUUUGUCUGUUAUGUUUAGUUUUCAUUUUCUCAGUGUUUUUUAGUUUCAGUUUAGUUAUAGUAUUUUUUAUGGCUGCCAAAGCUGAGCAUUUACUGGUGUAAUUUAAAAAGUCUAACAUUACAUUUCUCUGGGCAGUCUUGUGUUAUCUCUAUCUAGUGGUAUUUUCAUGUUUAAUGUGAAUUGUAAAUGUUGCAAAUUUUAUAAUAUAGGGCGAAUAUGGGCAAAGUGACAAAAGACAUUUAAGCUUGAUCCACAUUGUAUCCAUAUGCAUUUCAUUAAAUGAUUAUAAAUCAUUACUAAACUAAUCUUUGUGGAGUAAACAAUCAAAGGGAUAGUUCACCGAAACACAAAGUUCUCAAAUAAUUUACUCAACCUCAUGUAGAUGUAUAUGACUUUCUUUCUUCUGCUGAACACAAAUUAAGAUAAAAGUUAUGCAUACGACUCCAGUGGUUAAAUCCAUUUCUUUAGAAUCGAUAUGAUAAGUGUGGGUGAGAAACAGACCAAUAUUUAACUUUUUACUGUACAUCUUGACAUCAGCAGUCUCACAGGCAAUCAUGAUUUCAAGUUCGAUUAUAUUUCCCAACGCCAUCUAGCACUCUGCAAACUGUACUAGUAAGUGUAAUCGAGCUUGAAAUCAUGGUCAUGGUCAGAAGACAUUGAUUAAACCACUGGAGUCUUAUGGAUGAAUUUAUGCUGCCUUUAUGUGCCUUUUAGGGCUUCAAAGUUUGAAAUCUUCAAAGAGCUGAAAUAUUAUUCUAAAAAUCUUUGUGUCCAGCUGAAGAAAGAAAGUCAUACACAUCUGGGAUGGCAUAAGGGCGUGUAAAUGAUAAUAGAGUUGAAAUUUUUGGGUCAACUAUCCCUUUAUAUUUUUGAGUUUAAAAUUGAUGAUUUUUACUCUGGGAUGUGUGGCAGAACACAUUUCAUGACCACUGGUGGGAAAAGAAACGGUAAAGAAAAUGACAGAAAUUUUAGGUAAAUCUAGUUAAGCUUAUAAAAAAGUAAAAGUUAACUUAAUGUUAUGAUGUGAAAAUGUAGAAAAAAUAUAAAAAUUAAUUUCAAAUAAGGGUCAGUUGCUUUCCGAUUGGUCUGAAUAACUGGGUGCUGCCUGCUCUGUCUUGUCUGUCCGUGCGCUGUCAGUGUCCUCUUUGCUCCGCGACGUUAAUCACUUCGUGAAAAAAGGGACGUGUGGCUUGAGAGAUCACACUGGGCCGUGACGCGAACUGUUUAUCCGGGAAAGUGAAGCUUCCGGCGAAACACACGUCAUAAUAAAAGCACGAUUUAAAAUAAAAGCUAGAUGCUUGAAAUUAAAUAAAUAAAUAAAACAAAUAAUAUAUAAAUAUAUAUAUUAACAAUACAACUGUAUAUUAAAAUGUAAUAUUCUCUGUAGUAAUUAUAAUAAUUAAUAAUUUAUCACAAGCAAGACAGCUGUUUGGCAAUAAAUAAAUAAAUAAAAAUGCAAUGACUUUAUAAAGUUCUAUUUUCACUUAUUAAAAGUUUUAAGAAUUAGUUGAUUAGACACCAUUUUGAUGAUUAAACUUUGACACAUGUUCUGGAAAACAAUAAUAAUUAUUAAACUAUUAAAAUAAUUCUUAAAAAUAACUCAACUUAUGUGUUCAAUAGCACAUUAUCAUAUUAGCAUAUUUUUGCUGUGGUAUUGAAAUUGGUAUCGAGAACUGUGAAAAUUCACUGGUAUCGGUACUGAUUACAGAAGUUUUGGUACAGUGACAACACUAAUUCCCAGUAGGCCUAUUGAAUAUUUCUUCAUUUUUUUGCUUAUUUUGCUUUUGACUAAGAAGACAUCCUAAGCUUCCUUCAAAGGUAAUGUUAGGUUAUUUGUCAUUUGGAUCAUAAUUCAAAGUGUCAAGAAAAGAUCAAAUUCCAAAAUUGUCCCUCUUAUUAUGUCAAAACCUAAAACUAAAAUGAAUUCGAGAUCAUUUUUAUUUUAUUUUAGUUAGUUUUGGAGUUAAAGUAUUUUAGUUUAGUUUCAGUUAUUUCCAAUAAUUUCAUUUUAUUUUCAUUUUAUAAGUUUUUAUUUUCAUUUUAGUUAACGAAAAUUAUUUUGAAUAAAAUAACACUGAUUUGCAUUCUUCGUGCAUAUCACAACCUAUUGGGCAGUGAGGAGAAUUUAUAGUAAAAAAGGACUUAAAUAUUGAUCUGUUUCUCACCUAUCAUAUCACUUUUGAAAAUAUAGAUUUAACCACUGGAGUCUUGUGGAUUACUUUUAUCCUGCCUUUGUGUGAUUUUGGAGCUUCAAAAUGUUGGUACCCAUUCAGUUGCAGUGUGAGGAACAACAAAGCAAAAAUAUAUUCCUCUAAAAAUGUUUGUUUAUGUUCAGCAGAAGUAAGAAAGUCAUACACAUCUGGGAUGGCAUGAGGGUGAGUAAAUGAUGAGAGAAUUUUCAUUUUUGGGUGAACUAUUCCUUUAAGCAGCUGAUCACACUCCAGUUACACCAUAACCACAUACUAUUUCCUUUAAUGGUUUAACAGGGUGUGGGUGGGUAAACCUGGCCUAAGUUCAAUGCAAAUGCAAUUAUUGGUCAGUGUUGUGCUUCAUAGAAAGCUCAGACGAAGGACCAGAGGCAGUUAGAGUCUAAGUUCUGUUGUAUUUAAGAGUUGGUCAUGAAAGCUUCUGUUUGCAUUGUGUCUAUUAUCUCAAAGUGUGACUGUUAAAAGAGCUGAAAUGUUCAGUAUUAGACCUUGACAGGCUCAGUCCCUGAAACACAUCUCUCAGAAUGUAUAGAAAUGUUGUUUAUGCACAAUCAUUGUAAGUAUAAAUAAAAUAUGGGGAUUUUUUUUUUUUUUUUUUUUUUUUAAGCAAUCCUUUUGUCAAGUACUUGUAAUACGAGGCCACCAUAAAUUCUUGAUAUUAUGUAGAUGUAUCACUUAAGAGAAAUAAAAAUGGAAUACUGAAGACCUCAUAGUUGGUCAUAUUUUCUUUCUAAAAAUGCAACUGUCAUUUAACAUGCAAAUAUAUUUUACAUUUCAUACAAUAGAAUUGCACAUUUUAAUAAAUACAACCACGACAGUGAUCAAUAUUAAUCUUUACAGCCAUUUAUAUUUGAUCAUAUCAGUUAAAAGUGCAUUGUAAAAAUAAAAAAUGUUACAAUAUAUAUAUAUAUAUAUAUAUAUAUAUUUAUUUUUAUUUUACAGUUGCUUUGUUGUUACAAUGAAUUGAAAAAGACUGGACAAAACAACGGAAGCAGCACAUAAAAUAGGGAAUCAUGUACAUCGUGUUAAAUAAUGAACCCACUGUAUCCUGAGGUACUUUCAAAUGAGUUUAAAAAUUGUGAAACUAAUCCACCUUUUUCAUGAAAGCGGAAGUGUUCCACGAUUCGCCUGUUUCCAGUGUUUUCACUCGCAUCGCGUUUAUUCUUAGCGGGUAAUGUGAUCUUUAAUGUAUUACAUUUGUUCAGAAAAAUAAAAUAAACGCAUGUGGCUCUAUAGAUGUUUUUUACAGUGCCUCAGUGUAGAUGCCCUGAAGCGAUGAUCCGAGGUAAGUUACGCUUAUAUAAUAAACGGUGCAAUAUGUAAUAUUUUUAAUGUACUAAAUUAGGAAAUAUGCUAAGUUGAAAUACUGGCUUCUCUGAUGACAAUGCUGCAGCCAAUAUAUUCUACUUGUAAGUUUCCAUUCCAGGCCGGAAUUUCUGUUUAUAUUUUGGCCUGUGUGAUCCCGCCCACUGCCCACUCACCAAUAGUAUUUCGACACCGCAGGGUUGCCAGAUUUGAACAAGUUUGCAGGCAAACAACACUGCGUGCUGCAGCCAUGGAAGCCAGCAAACGAACUGGAUCAGAGAUAACAGAUUCCACCCGACCUAAAAAGCUAUCCGUCUAAAAACCACCAUGACCAGCAUGAGCUUCGAGUCUGGGGCAGGGUAGACAACUCUCCAAUAUGUAGAAUUUGGACUGCAGUACCUAUUUCAAACGCUUGUUGUCAAUCUUACAUAUAGCACCUUUAACUACUUUGAGUUUUUAUGAGAGCCAACAACUGCAUAAGUUGAGCUUGAAUUUCAUUCUUACUCCAAAUAACACUUAAAUUGUUGUUGUUCUCUUUCUGGAUCGCUCGUUUCGGUAGUUUUUGCAUCUCGAGACCAGAAAAAGGAAACCGGCAAUUAGAAUACAUAUGUGUAAGCAUACUUGGCAAUAAAGCUCAUUCUGAGAAUGAUAGAGAUCAUGGCGCCGUCCAGUGGUUGCUCAGGAAAACUGUGGAAACCAAACACUAUCAAUUAAAUAAAUGUAACGAAAGACAAAAAAAAAAAAAAAAAAAAAAAAAUAA
Messenger RNA from Myxocyprinus asiaticus (Chinese sucker), 9080 nucleotides. Its product is annotated as serine/threonine-protein phosphatase 2B catalytic subunit gamma isoform-like. The coding region runs from base 719 to 2245 and encodes 508 amino acids. The transcript is spliced from 14 exons. The record is from RefSeq and is a predicted model, not a curated record. Gene Ontology annotation, biological process: calcineurin-mediated signaling. NCBI's taxonomy places the organism in Eukaryota, Metazoa, Chordata, Actinopteri, Cypriniformes, Catostomidae. Gene Ontology annotation, cellular component: cytoplasm; calcineurin complex. Gene Ontology annotation, molecular function: calmodulin binding; calmodulin-dependent protein phosphatase activity.